This is a messenger RNA of Haliotis rufescens (red abalone), 444 nucleotides long. RefSeq lists its product as uncharacterized. Bases 1 to 444 code for a protein of 147 amino acids. The transcript has a single exon. Gene Ontology annotation, biological process: protein autophosphorylation. The record is from RefSeq and is a predicted model, not a curated record. Gene Ontology annotation, cellular component: cytoplasm. Lineage: Eukaryota; Metazoa; Mollusca; Gastropoda; Lepetellida; Haliotidae. Gene Ontology annotation, molecular function: ATP binding; protein serine/threonine kinase activity.
AUGACCGAGGCCAAAGUAAUAUCCUCUCUCUCUGGUACAAGUGUCGCGCCGCAGCUGUUGGGGGUUCUGGAGCAGGGCGUCCUGGAGAGGGAAUACAGUCUUGUCCUGGAAGACUGCACAGGCGUCAUCUCGCUCCAGGACCUCCUUCAGUCUGGAUACUUCGUCUCCAGAUCCGGUUGGACAAACAUCUGCCUGUCCCUGUCCAGCCACCUGAAGACCCUCCACAGCCGCAGUGUCCUUCACAACAACAUCUGCUCCAGCAACAUCAUCAUCAACAAGGACACGCUGGAGGUGAAGCUGGUUGGCUUUGGACAGGCGUCCUUCGGGAAGAGAUUCAAGCUGCCCAGCGCUACACGCCACCAACCUGGACUUGCUCCAGAGGUGAGGCUGGGCUGUGUCACCUCCCCACAGGCAGAUGUUUAUGCUUUGCGCUGUCCUGGGUGA